AUGCAUACUACACACAACACCAAGACGCGGGAGAAGCAGUUGCCCAAAGAAGGAGAACAACGGCAAGAGGCGCCUCUAGACUCUGCACAGGAACCAAACACGGCGCUGCAGAAAUCUCCAAUGACCCACGAGCUUGUCGAGAUGCCACCCAAGACACUCUUUCAAAAUUAUCCACGCUCGCUACGGAACCUUGCGCUGAAAGCGAGAAGUUUUGCCUUGUCUCGUGCCAAAGACAAAAGUACAGGAAAAACCGAGGGCAAGGACACAACACCGACACAGGAAGACAUGCUGGGCUUGGCGCGUGGUUUUUGGACUCGUCUGCGCAUCCGGUUUAAAUGGUUUACGAUCCGCAGUUACCGGAGAUUCAACAUUGAUGAAAUUAGCGCGUUUUUCACCCUCGGAGGCCUGGGAACAGCGAUUUGGGUGAUUGUCGGAACCACCACGUUUGUAUCUGUCAUUUUUGCAGCGUUAAACUUGCUCAACUUGCAAGAAUGGAUUGCGCUUCAAAUUGCCAAAUACAUCUCGCGCCAAACAGGCUUUACUGUUGCCUGCAACGGCGCCAUUGUCCCGAAAUGGAAAGAAGGGCGAAUCAGUUUUAAAGACGUUGUGGUAACGCGACAGGCCACGCCAAUAGCACCGGAAGAAUUACAACAGAAAACACAGGAUCAGCGCCCGACGGAUGCGCAGGAUAACAGCCCGAACAAUCUGCUUUUAUGGGAGCACAUACCCGCCUACGACACGGGCAAAGAAUUUGUGCCGCCCUUGGAUGGCGACGAAAAAUCCCAAACGCCGGAAGCGCGGCAGCCAGACAAGAACUUUUCCAUGUUUGAGCUCCAGAUCGACUCGGUCGAUGUGCAGCUCAGUCUUUCGCGUUGGCUCGAUGGCCAUGGUAUGAUCAAUACAGCGAACAUGCAUGGCGUGCGUGGGAUUGUGGACCGGAGAAACGUUUUUUGGGACCCGAAUCUCGUUUACGAUCCACGCGCGACGCGCAGAAAAGCUCGUCCCGGCGACUUUGACUUGCAAAUGUUUACCGUGGAAGACUUUUUGGUGACACUGUACCAGCCAGGUGACUUUCGUCCUUUUAACGUAAGCAUUUUCAGCGCGCGCAUUCCACGCCUCCGCACACAGUGGCUCUUUUACGAUCUCCUAAAUGCGGAAUCAAUCACAGGGCAAAUCGAUGGAUGUCUCUUUAGUCUGCACAAGCCACAGAGUGUGCAGCAUACGUCGAGCUAUUUGUACGGCAAAGGAAACCGCCACUACUUCCAAAACUGGUCGCGUUUGCGUGUAGACGGUGCCAACAUUGACCAUAUCCAGAAAAUGUCCGGCCUGUCCGGCCCCAUGACGUGGAUCUAUUCCGGGCGAUUUGAUCUGGUCGCCGAUAUUAAAUUUCCACGGCAGUAUGACAAAGACGUGGACAUCAACACUGUUUUUUCCGAGAUUCUGGAGAACCUCGGCGCAACCUUUUCGCACGAGCCACUGAAUCGGUACAAAGGCGACGAGCUGAUCCCUGGACAGCCAGUCUUGAGCGAGCCCGCGAUUGUAGCGCCGAUUGCAGCUGUUGGGCCCGUUUCGCAGCGCGCACAGCAGCAGCGCGUCGAGCACGACCAGGCCGGACAAGGCCGUAUUCGGCGCAGUCAACGACUAUUGCACGAGCAGCAGAACAAGAAUGCAGAAAAGGAAGCGCAGGCCACGCUGCCCAUGCCAGGGGAGGGCGAUGACGGCGUGCCCAGUCCGCCCCAAUCUGUGCUCAUCGAGCUGGACUUGCGCUUCAAGGAUAUCAAGGCAUCCAUGCCUAUCUUUACGCGCGAACUAAGCUAUUCGUCGUAUGCAUUUGCACGCCCCAUUGUCGCAUUUAUGAACUCGAAAAAGACCCUUAUCCCUGUGCGAUGCCGCAUUGUGAUGGACCUAAGCGAGUUUGACGGCUCACUUGACCUUGCCCAAACGGGUCUUUUGCCGCUCGUAUCCGACAAGAUCUACGAGGCGUUUGCAAACCAUGUGCGCUCGCAGCAGGCCAACUCGUUGCGUAUGCGCAAUGUGAGUAUCUGGUCCUUGGAUUUGGCGGCGCAUGGCCUACUUCGUAUGGCACGGCACCUCCGUGAUUCAUUCGCACGCGUGCUACCCACGUUAGAAGCGCAGUUUAGUUAA
Molecule: messenger RNA, 2145 nt
Organism: Malassezia vespertilionis
Lineage: Eukaryota; Fungi; Basidiomycota; Malasseziomycetes; Malasseziales; Malasseziaceae
Gene: MDM31
Product: Mitochondrial distribution and morphology protein 31, mitochondrial precursor
Exons: 3
Coding region: 1-2145 (714 amino acids)
Biological process (GO): mitochondrion inheritance
Cellular component (GO): mitochondrial inner membrane
Source: RefSeq, a predicted model, not a curated record